GUAUAUCUUAUAUUACUCAUGUAACUGAUACAAAUAUUAAUUUUUUGUCAUUCCUUGAAUGCUUUACAUAACAUAGCAACUGUCCCGUGUAAUGUUGCAUUGUUAUCUAUUCAAUCAUAUAGCAGCACCCCUUUCCCCUAAUAGUAUUUUUCUUAUGGCCGUUAGUAUUGGUACAGUUUGAAAUGAAGGCCUACGCCAGGAAUAUAUACCUAAGUUAUCUUGCAGCAAGGCUAGAAACAGUCGUAAACAAAACAGCCUUGAUUGACAUAUGGUAGGCGGUAUAAAAUGCUAAAUCAGAGAAGAAAGAUAAAACACUAUGGUUAUUGAUUUAGUAAUUGUUAAUUAUGCACAUGUGAUAUAAUGCAAACUGGUAUGAAAUGGGUGUGACCGUAAAGCGCAAAUCUAUUAUUUCAGUAUUGAGCAGAGCGUGGAAAUACAGUCACCAGCCCAUUUCGUAUUGUUUCACUGUGUUUGACGGUACUCUGUUUUUGGUGCGUGUCAUAACUUGAAAUGAUAAUUUAUUCAACUACCAGCAUACGGGUUGGUUUAGAUAUUUUCAAUAAGAUAACUGAUUUUAAAGAUUGAACACUUAUAUUCAGCAGCGGGGAGAUAUCGAGAAUCGCCACAUAAUGUACUGUACCUCAGACUAUCUAUAUGGGUUGACAUCUUACAAGUAACAGAUUGAACAGCCUACCUCCGAACAGUUGUACACCAGUCUCGACGGAACUGCACAUGAUUCAAGUGAAUCAAAUUCUUGAGGAAGUCGUAUAAAGAGUCUUGAAGAUGGCUGACGUUUCGGAGAAAGAGCGGGAUGAAGUGAACUGUGCCGUCUGCAUGGACAAACUCACCAACGCCAAGUACCUCAAGUGCUUUCAUUCUUUCUGUACCCGUUGCCUGGAACACUGCGUCCGCAACCUGAAGGUCUCCUGUCCACUUUGCCGUGAGGUCACCAGCGUACCUAGAGGAAUCGAUUCCUUGUUGCCGAACCUGAAGGCGACCAGACGAGUCAACGAGGCAAAGGUUCGGGCGAGAAUCGAGACUAAGAUUCAAGAUAGCGGCUGCCAGUGUGGCUCCUGCAAAGAGCUCGGUGUCAUAUGCUUGGCCAAGUCCUACUGCGUCGACUGUGAGAUGCUCAUCUGCGACACUUGCGUGAAGGCUCAUGAGCUUCUGAAGAUGACGAGGAGUCAUCGUAUCAUAGGUGUCCUCGACUUUCAGAAUGGCGUGCCCGUAGAUGAAGGGGACGAUGUGCGUGAGGUCGGGGUAUUGGAGAGAAGAUGCGAGAAACACGGUUCACCACUCACCAAGUUCUGUCGCCCAUGCCACCAACCGGUGUGUCCACAGUGUGCUUUAGAAGAACACCCCAAACUCAACGACCAUGAGUGUGUCAGCAUUGUCGAUGUCGAAGGAAAAUUGGCAGGGGAGUUGAAGCAGUUACUCAGCAAAAUUGAUCCGAAUCACUUUGAUCGCGUCGCGAACUCCUACAAGCAACGUCUAAAGAAUAGCGCGGACAAAGCUCAAGAACUCAAAGCGAAGAUCAACGAGUCAGCUCAAAACGAAGUAGCCUCUAUUUACGCCAAGAUCGAGGCCAAGCGAGUUGAUCUCAACGCACGUAUCCUCGACAUCGAGAAGGUAUCCAGUCGCAAGGUCGCCGCUGUCCUAUCAGGGAUCCGACGACUCCGCUGCCGGGCGGAGAAGCUGGAAGGCUACGCCAACGAGCUCCUGAAGACGGGGAACCCAUCCGACAUCCUUGCCGUCAAGGAAACAGUGACCGAACACCUCAAGGACAUCCGAGCUGAGAUGAGAAAGCUAACAUCGGACGAUUCGGAAGUCGAUGACCUUGAUGGGUACACGUUCACACCGACGGACUGGAUGUCGGCGAACUAUGAGCCGGGUGUAGGUCGACUUGAGGCACCGACGCUAAGAGGACAAGGAGAAUGUUCGGUGGCAGGGGUUUUCAAGAGAAGGACAUCCACCAGGAUGACCAGGACUACGCAAAGACCUCAAUCAGCUUUACCACGUCUGUCCAAUACUCGUUCUUUGAUCAAUUAGUUUUGUCCGCUAGUGGAUCCAGGGAAGGGGAACGCCCCCCCCCCCCCACACACAAAAAAAGAAGUAUGGGCCGAUGCCCAUUUUUGCUUGCUUGUCAGAGUAUACCAAAAGGUCACACAUAGAGACUAUUUUUUUUUGUUU
Molecule: messenger RNA, 2190 nt
Organism: Strongylocentrotus purpuratus (purple sea urchin)
Lineage: Eukaryota; Metazoa; Echinodermata; Echinoidea; Camarodonta; Strongylocentrotidae
Product: E3 ubiquitin-protein ligase TRIM56-like
Exons: 1
Coding region: 784-2049 (421 amino acids)
Biological process (GO): positive regulation of DNA-templated transcription
Cellular component (GO): nucleoplasm; chromatin
Molecular function (GO): zinc ion binding; ubiquitin-protein transferase activity
Source: RefSeq, a predicted model, not a curated record